Closterium sp. NIES-67 is the source of this 2692-nucleotide messenger RNA. NCBI's taxonomy places the organism in Eukaryota, Viridiplantae, Streptophyta, Zygnematophyceae, Desmidiales, Closteriaceae. The record is from the annotation of a GenBank genome assembly.
AGGGUAGCCAGGGAGGAGUUUUUGUCAGCUGUCGGGUUUUAGCCACUGGCUGGAUGUGCGGACGAUAUCGUCGCGUCUUGGUUUUCUAGAUACAGUAUCAGCUUUCCCUUGUCUCGAGCACCUGCGCGUCCAUAAAAACCUGGAUAGGGGUUUGAACCACAAGAACUUCUUGAAGGCAGGGGUCGCAGAGUAUCCGUGAAGCCAUGGCGGAACAUCUCGCAUCCAUCUUCGGCACAGAGAAGGAUAGGGUGAAUUGUCCUUUCUACUUCAAGAUCGGCGCCUGUCGCCAUGGCGACCGUUGCUCGCGUCUACACAACAGGCCGACGAUUAGCCCGACGCUGCUCCUGGCGAACAUGUACCAGCGGCCGGACAUGGCGACGCCGGGCGGCGAGCCGGACAAGACGAUGGACCCGAAGAAGAUCCAGGAGCACUACGAGGACUUUUACGAGGAUCUGUUCGAGGAGCUCAGCAAGUACGGCGAGCUCAACAGCCUCAACAUUUGCGACAACCUUGCGGACCACAUGGUCGGCAACGUCUACGUCAAUUUCCGCGAGGAGGAGCAGGCCGCGACAGCUCUCAGAGCCCUGACCGGCCGAUUCUACGCAGGCCGGCCCAUCCUGGUGGACUUCUCGCCGGUUACGGACUUCCGCGAGGCCACUUGCCGCCAGUACGAGGAGAACACGUGUAACCGCGGCGGCUACUGUAACUUCAUGCACCUCAAGAAAAUCAGCAGGGAGCUACGACGGAAGCUCUUCGGCGACAGGAGGCGAAGCCGCAGCCGCAGCCCUCCUCGCGGCGGCGGCGGCCGAAACGACCGUUACGACGACCGGCGCGGCGGCGGCGGGUACGGCUACGGGCGCGGGGGCGGCGGAGGCCGCGGCCGCUACGACGACCGCCGCUUCGACGACCGCCGUCGCGGGCGACGGUCGCGCAGCCGCAGCCGAAGCCCCGUGCGCGAGGGCAGCGCGGAGCGACGCGCGAAGAUCGAGCAGUGGAACCGCGCGCGGGAGGAGCGCGACAGGCCGCCCGCUGGCGGAGGGGGAGGCGCCGCAGGGGGAGGAUACGAGGGAGGGGAUCGCGGGGGGGCUGAUAGGGGGGGUUACCAGGGGGGAGGAGGGGGAGGAGGGUAUGAUGGGUAUAACGGAGCGUACGGGGGAGGGGGCGGGGGUGGUGGCGGCGGCAGGGGAGGUUACGAUGCCUACGGUGCUGGUGCUGUUGGUGCGGGUGCUGGUGGGGGGUACCAGGAUGGUGCUCCGCCGCGUGACAACCGCGACUAUGGUCCGCCUGUUGACGCGCGUGGGGGGUAUGGCGCGCCUGCAGGGGACUAUAGGGGCGCGCCAGGGGGUUACGGUGGUUACCAGGGCGAUGGCAGGGACGGAGGGUAUGGCCCUGGUGCGGCGGGUGGUGCUGGUGGUGGUGCACCACCAGUGCCGCCGCCGCCGCAGCAGCAUGAGCGCGGGUAUGAGGGGUACGGAGCUGGAGGAGGCGGUGGGGACAGGCGGGACUACCCUCCGCAGCAGUACUAAACCCUGCGCUGCACCGAGAAGGCCCGUUGCGGUUGCGUGAGCAGCGCAGUCGCUGCCUACUCGCCUGCCUGCCUGUGCGUGUGCAGCUGCUUUCGGUGUUCCUGCAGCUGCAGGAGGCUGUAUCUGGGCGGCUGGACUCGUCUUCUCCGCCCUCGCCACAUCUCCUAUGCGCCUGAUCGUCUGCCCUCUGUCUUCUGCCUCUUCUACAGGCAGCGCGGCAUGUUGGAGAUUUUUGCGUUGCUGUUUCUUCUUACGUGCAGGGGGCUAGAGAUUCCGUUCUGCUGAUGUGCAGGAAGCGUUGGAGACGGAGCUGUCUCGUCAGUGCUGCUUGCUGCUGCUUUGGCGUCUACACUUGGAGCUCUCACCUCUUGCCCCUGUGCAGGGGUGCUGAGAGGGAAUCCGGCUGUCGGAUGUCCUUGUGUUCUGGGUCAUGCAUGCUCUUGCAUGUGCUUCUGUGAAUUGCAGGGGUGCUGUUUUGCAGGGCCACAGGGUAGCAAGACAGGAAUUGUUUGCCACAUUGUCUUUUCGUUUUCAGACUAAAUGUGUGUUCCUUGUGCAGCAUGCAGGGUCAGGGUGCAAGGUGUAGCAGGUCUAGAGUCAUUUCAGGGGCAGGUCAAGGAAGAAAACAGGAACAGGGGGCUUACUUUUCUGUGUUUGUGCAGUGCAGCUUGCAGGGUCAGGUGCAGGGAAAUGGGCAGGUUCUAGCAGGGUUCGUGUCCUUUCAUUGGCAGGUUAAGGAAGAACACAGGAUCAGGGAGCAUAAUGUCUGCAGCAUGCAGGGCCAGGUGCAGGUGCAGGGGCAUGGGCAGGGGCAGGUUGUAGCAGAGUUAUGUAUGUGUAACAGGCAGGACAAGCAACACAGGGACAGGCCAGGGCAGAGUGCAGGAUCAGGGUCUGGGACAGGCACAAGAAUAGCAACAGUGAAGUGAACAAACCAGAAGCAGUAACUGUAGUUGUAGGUGUAGGAAGAUGGUGCAGAAUGCAGUAACAGGAGCAGGCUUACUCAUGAACACAUACAGGGCCUCAGAUUUCAGGAUGUUUUGUCCAGAAUUCCUGAUUUUCAGGAUGGAAGUUAGGUGCCAGUCCUGAGUUUCCAGUUUGAUCCCAUUUCUCACCCCGUAAUUUUAGUUUAGAGUUGUGUACCAGCCCUGUACUUUCAGUAUGCC